AUGUCCGCCACCACCGACAGCGGCAAAACAUACCGCACCGAGUGCACCGGUGCCGCACAUGAGACCGUCAAGCGACACUCGUCCGACGAGGCCAUAACCUUGUUCGCCGCGUGCUUUUGCCCGUUUGUGCAGAGGGCGUGGAUCGCGCUGGAGUAUCUUGGUGUACCGUACAAGGUGGAUGAAGUCGACCCGUACAAGAAGCCGCAGGCGCUGUUGGAGGUGUCGCCAAAGGGCCUCGUUCCCGGUCUGAAGCUGCACAAUUACAACCCGCCGCGGGCACUCAAUGAGAGCACGGUCAUCCUUGAGUAUCUGGAAGACGUCGCGUCAAACACAACGAAGCGCAGCCUCCUUCCUCCUCGGACUAACCCAUACGCCCGCGCCCUCGUCCGCCUCCAAGCCGACCACGUCAACCGCACGCUCGUCCCCGCCUUCUAUCGCUACCUCCAAGCCCAGGACGCCGACGCGCAAAUCAAAGGCGGUCAGGAAUUCCUCGAAGCCAUCCGGGGCUUAACGGAUCUCUUCGAGCGCAUGGAGCGCGAGAUCGCGGGGCUCGGUCUCUGGGUUGAGGGUGGGGACUUGGGGUACGUGGACGCGAUGGCGGGGCCGUGGAUCUUCCGCGCGUCGAUCGUCUUGAAGCACUACCGCGGGUUCACGAUGCCCGAGGGCGAGAAGUUCACGGCGUGGACGCAGCGCUUGUUCAGCCACCCGGUGUUCAAGUCGACGUGCAGCACGGAUGAUUUGUACUUGGAUAGCUACGAGAGAUAUGCCCACAACCGCCCGAACACAAGCAUGGUAGCAAAUGCCAUUAACAGUGGACGCGGCCUGCCUUGA
Messenger RNA from Schizophyllum commune H4-8, 831 nucleotides. RefSeq names its product glutathione S-transferase. The transcript is spliced from 7 exons. The record is from RefSeq and is a predicted model, not a curated record. Gene Ontology annotation, cellular component: cytoplasm. Lineage: Eukaryota; Fungi; Basidiomycota; Agaricomycetes; Agaricales; Schizophyllaceae. Bases 1 to 831 code for a protein of 276 amino acids.